UCACACAAGUUUUUACAAAGUCUGGGAACAAAGGCGAUGGACAUGGCGACUUUACGACGACAAUCAAGACCCAGAACAGCUUUGACUAGGCAAGAUCGUGGCUCGUGCUCUUCAACCUCAUCUUGCCCCAUCUUCUCUGGACCUCACAGUGACCGCGAGGAUGUCCGUUCUCUGCGCCGCAUGUCCUCGCCUGUCUUUAAAGGCUCUUUUCCCAGUCUCCAAGGCUCCAAAACUCCAAGUUCAAACGGUUCUUGUUCUAGCCUCCAGGGAUCUGUUCCAUGCCUGCAAGGCUCUUUGCCAAGUCUGCAAGGAUCUCUUUCUAGCUGCAAAAGUUCUCUACCCAACCUGAGGGGAUCGGURUCUCAGGUGAAGCGGCGGUCGCUGGGCAGUCUGGAGAACGCCAGCCACAGCUCAAAUGAGUGGAGUACCAGCCUUCAGAGCGGCAACGGCAGCUCUAGCGAUGAUGAUGAUGGCAGCUGGGAUACAAAUAGUUGGGGCUCAGGGGCUACCUGCCUGUUGCGCACACCUAUUAAACAAGACAGUAGUGAGGCUCCAGGUGGCRCAAGUGGAAGAAGCUGUCCACCUGUUCAGGCUGCUUCUCCUGCCAGAACAGAGAAUGACAUUAUUUACCAGAACAUUGUGUUCUCACGCCCAGCUGAUUGUAAAAAGGACAGUAUUCCUAGGACUGUAAUGACACAGAAAGACACAGGGACCCUGAACAUGUCCUCAUCCUGCUUGGGUAAGAAUGUUUCUACAGUUUCUGCUCAUGAUGAAGAAGAGAAAGCAGAGGACAGGCGCAAGUUCUCCCAGUUUCUGAAUGAGGUAACAGGCAGGGUGUUAAAGUCCAACGGUAAGCCUCCUCAGCAGCCAUCGAACCUCCGCCACCACCCCCAGGCAACCCCAUCUCAUCAACCCCUUCUUUCUGCCCCAACAAACUCACCGCCACAGUUUACUUCAGCCACAAACUCAUGGUACAGRCCGACCAGCUCUAACCUACAGACCAUCAGGGAGUAUGACUCUAAGGACAUUACAAGCUCCAUCCAACAAUGGAGCAAGAUGCUACCCAGCUGCAAGGUUUUAGAGCCUGAGGACAUGUUGAGAAAAGUAAAGGAAGAGAGUCUUUGUUACCCACAGCACCAUCUAAAACAAUCAAAAAAGUUCCAAACACAGUCGUGUACUGGGAGGUUUUAUCUAGAGACAGACAUUGACAGAGUGAGACGGCUUGAUGAACUGGUAGUUAAUGGCACCCUUGGGAAAGAUAUCAAUGAAACUYUACUGGAGAAAGCCAUGGAAAGAGGAAAAGACAAGGGAAACAGGAUUCCUUGGGAGAGAAACGYAGGAUUUGGGAUGGAAAAGGGGAACGAAUACAAAAUACAGAGCUCCUGGGAAAGAGAUAGAGGAUUUGAGAAAGGUAGAGAGAAGGAAAAAGAGAGAGAAAAACCCUGUAAGGAGCAAGACAGGACUGAAAGAGGAAGAGAAAAAGAGAAGAAAGCAGUACUUUCAAAUUAUGAGCCACCACCAAAUCAAGGCACUGGGGGGCGGAAAGACCCCUGUCCUGUUUUCAGCUGGCCCGAAGGAUUUCCAAGAAUGGCCUARAGGUCUACAUCUCUCCCCAGAACUGUCAAUACUACUGAAUCAGACGGGGAGACGCGGUACGACACGAGUACUUUCCAUGACCACAAAGAUGACCUUCGGAAGCGCCUGUCGUACACAACCCACAAAUUAGAGAUGGUGGAAACGGAGUUCGACUCCACCCGGCAGUACCUGGAGACGGAGCUGCGGCGUGCCCAGGAGGAACUGGAGAAGUUCACGGAGAAGCUGCGCAGGAUCCAAAGUGGCUAUGCAGCGAUCCAGAGGAUCAACCAGGAUUUAGAAGACAAGAUGUGCCGGAUGUCUCAGCACCACGAAGAGGAAAAGAGAGCCCUCAGCCGAGAAAUCAUUCUUCUCAACAACCACCUAAUGGAGGCGAAGAUCACCAUUAAUAAACUCAGAGAGGACAACGAUCUGUCCAGAAAAGACUGCAACCUGGCUGCCCAGCUACUGCAGCGCUCCAAGUCUCACCACAGAGCGCACAAGUUGUCUGAGCUGCCCCUGGAAUUCCAGGAACGCAUCAGUUCCUACUUGGAGAAACAUAACCGGGGUAGAGGAGCCAAUGUGUCAAUAGGUCACGGCAAUUACCCCGACGAAGUGCCCACAACUAUCAUUGCCAAGGUCCUAGAAAAGCCUGAACCCGGUAGCAGCUCCCCGAAAACGUGUUCGCCCAGCCCGCACCAGGAUGGAGACUUCCUAAUAGGAACAGGAAGCACUGAUCACCUGAACCGCCGCAUUGCGUAUAAAACAUCUGACCUGUACUGCAGUGACACGGCCCUGUAUUGCCCUGAACGAUGGCAAGACACAGAGCGUAGGCAGAGCGUUGAUCUCCACGGCACAGGCUUGAUUCAGCUGCACGCCCAAAACUCCAUCGAAAGUAACCCAGAUGAAGAUCCUUUUCAGUCUGGAAGUUUCUCACACCAUGAGCCCCCAGCUUCUUUUCACCACCCAGAUGAGUUUGGUACUGGUAGUCUCCCAGUCUCCAGUUCCUACUCCAGCUUCAGCCUUGCGUCAGAUGAGAAGGGGGCGGUCAGUGGUGGGUACGGGCGCAAUGCCAGCAGCACCUUGUCUUCUUCGCACCAGGGUCUCUAUAUGGACUGGCGAGAUGGUGGCAGUGGGGACUAUGAGCGGAAAAGCAUGUCCUCUUAUGAAAAAGACAGUCCCAGCUUCUCCAAAUCACACAGCAUUCAACAAAUGGCAACUUCCAGGAGUCCACAGAAGGGCAACUUGCCCAUGUACACAAGGACAGCUUCAUGUCUCAGUGAACCGUACCACUCCAGCAGCCCUCGCCUGGCGUCCUCUCACAGCAAGAGCUCCACAGGGUUACUGGACCAGGCUCAGGGAGGAGCUCUAGACACCCGAAAUGACAUACAGGUCCCUGAGGAUGACUUGAGUAUCCGCUGGAAACAGCUAAGCGUGGAAGACAUGAACACCUUCUCAUCUCCUUACCGCGAUGUUGCAGGGCGGAUUUCUCCGUACAGUUUCUCUGAACGACACUUCGCCAUGAGCUCCUCCAGCAAAGUCAAGGAGUCCCUCUACAGCAGCUUCCAAGAAGGAGACGACGUCUUCCACAGCCACGUGCUUGACCAGUGUUUUGGCAUGGGCUCCCCUUCACCCACCCGCAGUCCCAAACCUAAAGAGCACCGUAAGCAGGAGAAAACAACUGRGUUGUACCGAGCCAAGGACGACAGUCAAGACUCUGAAAGCAGCCUGUUUCUCUCAGGGAGCUCUAAGGACAAGGAAAGCAGCGGUGGAGCGACAGCAGCUAACAGUGCCAAGAAGGACUACAUGAACCUGAGUGUGGACAGCUCCGGUGAGUCCUUGCACCACAGCUCGCUGGAAGCUUCGAGUCUUCAGCACUACCCCAGCCCCAGGCCAAGCGUUCGGCCUCGCCCGAGCUCCAGCUCUGCCAUCAGUGUGGGCCCUGCACUGCCGAAGAAGACCUCUCCAAGAUACCAAAAAUUUGGCAGUACAGGACUGACAAGGAAGGACAGUCUGACCAAGGCACAGCUCUARGGAACACUUUUAAACUGAACGAUUAAAGAGAUCUUUACAAGUAUUUGCAUGACAAUAAUGAAGAUUCCUAAGUUAGUGAACUGUAUGGCUCCCUGCGGUAAACACAUACUUGUGAUGGGGUGUUACACUGUUGUUAUUUUUCUGUAUCUUAGCCACGGCACGUUCCAGUCUGCAGCAUUUAUUUUUUUCUAUUGUGCAUCUUAAUACAGUGUAGCAACCUAAUACCAGCUAUUCAGUAUGUUUUAUUUAUCAUUUAUGUAUUUUAUAGUAAUAAGAAUAAUUAGUGUCACUGGGAUGAAGGCUUGGACUCAGCUGAAUGAGGUCUCCGUUCUCUUUUUGGCGCCGUUAGCACACCKCAUAAAAGACUAUCAAUCCUGGUUUUAUUAGCAGCGGGACUGAUAACGAACAAAAGCGUGCGUAAUGAGGUGAAUUAUUUACUCKUGUUGGAAAAGGGUUCUCCAUUAUGUGUUGUGAACCGUGCUGACUGCAAGAUGUUAAAACGACCUAUCCCCUUUCUAUUUUCUCCUAAACAAAAUGCAUGUUGUAUAACACACAUAAAAGGGUAGGAAAAAGCACUUAUAAAUUGUUCGGCACAGGGACAUUAUCUGUAUAGGAACCUUUAUUUUCAAACUGUGUAAACAGAUAUAAUAUACAGUAAAUGUCGACUUUAUAUGAUAUUGAGUAUUUUCUAGCAAAUUAGCUUGAUUUAAUUCUUCAGUCUAUUAAGCAAUUGCCUGGAUUUGUUCAUCGAAUUUCACAGAUUACAUAGGAUACAAAAUAGGGCAAAAUUUCACGUAGAACAUGUACAAAUGAAACAAACUACCCACUGGUUAGGAAUUAUUACACAUAUAUUAAYUGAAAAUAUUAGCUGCAAGACUUGUGAUUUUAUACAGCUGGAGUUUUUCAUAUUUUGUAACAAAAUUAGUUAUUAAUUUGGGUUGUUGUACUGCACAUUAGCUAAACCAGGACACCUGUGAAGUUGCCUUAAUCCUGUUCGGACAGAAUGAUCUCCUUUACAGCAUCUAACAACUGUGUACAGUGUGUUUUUCUCCAGCAAACUGAAAGUCCUGCAGAAUACCAACAAAGGUGGCUAUAAAAACAUUGGAGUGAGUAUUUAGUUAAAGGCUAAAAUGUACAGUCACUGUGUUGCAUUAAACCAGCAUUCUCAGUUUUACAGAGAUAACACUGUGAAAAUAAAUCAGUUGUGUAUGUAUAGAUAAAUAUAAAGUAGCAAAGGCAUGCUGUCCUGUUAGUGAGAAAYUAAAAUGUUCUACAGAAAAAAUAGGAGACCCUGGCUUAUGAAUAUGAYGAGCUGCAGAGAGGUUGUCUUGCUGCCAAACAGUCAUGCAACCAUCUGCUACUCUUGUGUCGAAAGUUGCCAAAUGACAAUGUUUCAACAUCUGUGCUCCCCAACUUUUCUUUCCGCCUGUGUGGCUCUGAAGAUCUAAGGCAGGAUGAUGGGCAUAAGGAACUCAGCUCUGUCCUGAGCUGUGAUGAAUAAGAUUUGUAUUUUUUUUUUAUCUCUACCUCUCAUUCAUCUGAGAACUAACUUAAAGCUGUUCUGGAGAUUAUAUCCAAAACUUUACACCACCGUUCACGGCGUUUUGGAGCUAAAUUUAGUCAUAAAGCGGUAAAUUUAUUAUUUUUUUUUUGUGGACAUAAUGUGCAAAAACAGAUGCAACAUAUACAGAUAUUAUACUAUUUUAAAUAGUUUUAGUUCACGUUUUAUUUAUUGAAUGUUUUGACCCUGAAUGACAAGGCUGAAGUGGUUCUGUUCUGUUCUACCUCCAGCCCUGUUUCUGGACCUAAAGGCCUGGCGUCUCACUACACUGUUACCAUGUUUGUCUGUCUGAUGCAUGGUUAUAGAUUUUUGCUGUCUGUUUAUUUAUUUAAUAAAGGUGGGUGUUGGGAAAAAGGCAUGGUGGUUUUUUAUUUUUUUGAAUUAUUAUUAUUUGUACACCCUGCACACUUUGUUUCCUUUAUUCUUUCUUUUAUAUAUUUAAACAUAUGUUGUUUGUAUAAAUGUCCUCUGUACGUUAGGGAGUUAUUCUCAAUUGUAUUUUAUAGCUUGCUUGCGAGGCCAUUUUUGCUCAAUAAAGCUUCGCAAAUUUCUAAUUUCAGCAGAAACUAAUUGAGAAAUUCCCAGACUUUUUACAGGAGAUAGGAGCAUAAUAUAAAACAGCAAAAAGCCCAGUUUGAACGUUUCUUUUCUUAUAAAUUUUUAACACCCUUCAUUAAAUUGCCUCUUUUCUGUUUUGCUUUAUUUUAGAAACUGUUUACGACUUCUUGAUUUCAAAGCAUUUUUUGAAUAGAGAAAACUUUUUUUCAGAUUAGUAUAACCUUGCUAUUACUAAACUCAGCGUCAAAUAUUCUAUAUUUAUCUCUUUUGUUAUUUGGUGAUUUGUUUUCAGACUCAAAUGCCAGCAGGAAAUAAAAUGAAAAUUGAAACAAAAUACCUGCAGAUAACUUCAAACAGCAGCAGAUUCCACUAACAUGCUUGUGCACAUUUAGAUUCCCAAACUGCUUAGAGGUUAUUUUUAGAUUUUAAAAGCUUUGAUUUUUAUAUUUUCUAUUAUUAAUACAAGWAGAGCCUAACAUCAAAGGCACCAAAUGGAAAACUAUCAAAUAGAUUAUCAGAAAUACAUAUUUAGCUUUUGUUUUUGGCUAAAAAAA
Messenger RNA from Austrofundulus limnaeus, 6279 nucleotides. RefSeq names its product brain-enriched guanylate kinase-associated (gene begain). The coding region runs from base 37 to 3624 and encodes 1195 amino acids. Gene Ontology annotation, cellular component: synapse. The transcript has 7 exons. Lineage: Eukaryota; Metazoa; Chordata; Actinopteri; Cyprinodontiformes; Rivulidae. The record is from RefSeq and is a predicted model, not a curated record.